Aspergillus campestris IBT 28561 is the source of this 1143-nucleotide messenger RNA. It is a transcript of the gene gmtA, whose product is annotated as GDP-mannose transporter. Bases 1 to 1143 code for a protein of 380 amino acids. The transcript has 4 exons. NCBI's taxonomy places the organism in Eukaryota, Fungi, Ascomycota, Eurotiomycetes, Eurotiales, Aspergillaceae. Gene Ontology annotation, cellular component: Golgi apparatus. Gene Ontology annotation, biological process: transmembrane transport. The record is from RefSeq and is a predicted model, not a curated record. Gene Ontology annotation, molecular function: GDP-mannose transmembrane transporter activity; antiporter activity.
AUGGUCGACGACAAGAAAACAGACGACUACACGAUCGAGAUGGACGAGAUCGAGAAGAACAAGGGCUUCGAGCCCGUUGCGCCCCCGCCUCAACCUAGGGGCACCUCGACCCUUGCGAACAACAACAGCCCCAUUCUGCCUGUGUUGGCAUACUGCGGGUCGUCGAUCUUGAUGACGGUUAUGAAUAAAUAUGUCCUCUCCGGCACCGAUUUCAACCUCAAUUUCUUUCUCCUUUGCAUUCAGUCUCUCGUCUGCAUCAUUGCGAUUCAAACAUGUAAAACGAGCGGUUUGAUCACCUACCGCAAUUUCAGCCCGGAUGAGGCGAGGAAGUGGUUCCCCAUCACUUUACUCCUGAUUGGCAUGAUCUACACCGGCUCCAAGGCCCUUCAAUUUCUCUCCAUUCCGGUGUACACCAUCUUCAAGAACCUGACCAUCAUCCUGAUUGCCUAUGGAGAAGUGCUGUGGUUCGGUGGCUCCGUCUCUGGACUCACCCUUUUCUCUUUCGGUCUCAUGGUCUUCAGUUCGCUCAUCGCCGCGUGGGCCGAUAUCAAGCAUGCCGUGGAGAGCAGUGCCGAUGCGACCGCCAAGGUUUCCACGCUCAAUGCUGGAUACGUCUGGAUGCUGGUCAACUGCCUCUGCACGUCGUCUUACGUCCUUGGCAUGCGCAAGAGGAUCAAGUUGACUAACUUCAAGGACUUUGACACCAUGUUUUACAACAACCUUUUGUCGAUUCCCGUCCUGCUCGUGUGCACCUUUAUGAUGGAAGACUGGUCGUCCGCCAACAUCACCCGCAACUUCCCUCCUGCCGAACGUAACAACAUCCUGUUUGCGAUGAUCCUGUCUGGUCUGUCGUCCGUGUUCAUCUCGUACACCUCCGCCUGGUGUGUUCGUGUGACUUCCUCGACCACUUACUCCAUGGUUGGCGCUCUCAACAAACUGCCCAUCGCAGUAUCGGGACUGGUCUUCUUCGAUGCCCCUGUGACAUUCCCCAGCGUGUCGGCCAUCUUCGUCGGUUUCGUCAGUGGUAUCGUCUACGCCGUCGCCAAGAUCAAGCAGAACGCGAAGCCCAGGACUGGCAUGCUACCCACAUCCAACCCUGUCAGCGCCAGCAGCCAGAGCAUGAGAGACUCGCUGCGUUCGUAA